Molecule: messenger RNA, 699 nt
Organism: Anguilla rostrata (American eel)
Lineage: Eukaryota; Metazoa; Chordata; Actinopteri; Anguilliformes; Anguillidae
Gene: dbi
Product: diazepam binding inhibitor (GABA receptor modulator, acyl-CoA binding protein)
Exons: 4
Coding region: 153-416 (87 amino acids)
Biological process (GO): fatty acid metabolic process
Molecular function (GO): fatty-acyl-CoA binding
Source: RefSeq, a predicted model, not a curated record
UAAUUUACAUUUUCCUGUCCGCCAAUAGAAUAAGCGGGGCGUGGUCAAAUAGCGUAAAGCAUGAGUCCUAAGCGCAAGGAAGCGGUGCAGCAGUAGCAUUUUUGUUCUACGGAAUCAAGUGGGCCUCAUUUCAAGCGGUAUCUGAAGGAAUCAUGUCUCAGGCGGACUUUGAAAAAGCUGCAGAGGAGGUGAAAGUCCUGAAGACCAAGCCUAACGAUGCAGAAAUGCUGGAGAUUUAUAGUUUAUAUAAACAAGCUACUGUGGGUGACGUCAACACAGCUCGCCCUGGUAUGUUAGACUUCACAGGCAAAGCCAAGUGGGACGCUUGGGAGAAACGAAAAGGAAUGAGCAAAGAAGACGCCACGAAAGCCUACAUCGAUAAGGUGGAGGAGCUGAAGGGGAAGUACGGGAUCUAAAUGUCGUACGGCCAGGGAGGAGACGCACCCCAUGGGAAGCUACCAGAGCCUUUCUGGCCGACCCCUCAGGCCGGUCAUGUGAUGAUAUGCCUUAAACCCCUGUCCCGAGAAGGCCCGGCUUCCUCGUACUGCAUGCUUAGUGCUAAUUGUUAUUAAAUCACAACGGGACCGUAACACCUCGGACCAAGAUGCCGUCCACCAGCAGUCACCUAGCAAACAUUAAGGAUUUGACCUGUUUCUGCCUUGCUGUAAACUGAUAGGAUAUAAAGGAAAAAAAAGUUUU